Molecule: messenger RNA, 1824 nt
Organism: Fomitiporia mediterranea MF3/22
Lineage: Eukaryota; Fungi; Basidiomycota; Agaricomycetes; Hymenochaetales; Hymenochaetaceae
Product: kinase-like protein
Exons: 9
Coding region: 74-1390 (438 amino acids)
Biological process (GO): protein phosphorylation
Molecular function (GO): ATP binding; protein kinase activity
Source: RefSeq, a predicted model, not a curated record
AUCGGCUUCUGAUUACUCGUUGGCAUUGUUUUCGACUUGUCUCGUCAAGGAAAAUCGUAUCGGAUGGAAUGCCAUGAACGACGCUAGACUAGUUUGGUCAUCUCUCUCUGAGAUCAGUCAUCUCAAUAUCUCCGAGAAUCUAUGCUAUGAUAAGACAUCACAUCCAUUCGCUGGCGGUAGCUACGGUGACAUUCGCCUUGGUGUAUAUACGAAUUUAGAAUAUGCCCAGGUCAAGGUUGCUGUGAAAUGUCUUCGCAUUUUCCGCAGCCAGUACCCCAACUUCAUGAAGGUAAUUGAAAGAGAGAUCCGUAUCUGGUCAAGUCUUCAUCACCCCAACGUCCUCCCAUUUCUUGGCUUUUGUUUAGAAGAGGGUAGCUUUCCCGCCCUCGUAUCCGAGUUUAUGGAAAAUGGAACCGUAUUGAACUAUUCGAUACACCAUCCUGAAGUCGACGUUACUGGGCUGAUGCUCGGCAUUGCUGAAGGUGUCGCAUAUCUGCACAGUAAAGGUGUCAUACAUUCAGAUCUAAAAUCAGGAAAUGUUCUGGUUUCAGCAACAGGGGUGCCUCUCAUAAGUGAUUUCGGCAUAUCACGGGUAAUCUCCAUCUCUGAAUCACUAAGCGGGCAAGGUGCAUGCGCUCAGCCCAGCUCUGGGGACGUGAAGGGUUCAUCUCGAUGGAUGUCCCCUGAACUUCUGCUUCCUACACGUGAUCAAACUACGAAGCAUACGAAGGAGUCUGAUGUAUGGGCGUUCGGGAUGACAGCAUAUGAAUUACUGGCAAAGAAAAGACCGUACCAUUCGCUUCAACUGGAUGCGCAGGUAAUAUUGGCUAUCGUGCAUGGACAACGACCCGAGCAGCCCCAAAAUCUUGUGGAGUGUCCAAUGCAUUACCAAAAAGCGUGGCAAAUUUGCGAGGAAUGUUGGUCUAGGGACCCAAAUGUUCGCCCGAAGAUGGCUACGGUUCUUAUGGCCCUCAGGUUCAACGCCAUUCAAGCCGGAGUGGUGAAUGGCCAUGUGGUCAACGCAGUCAAAAGAGCCAAUUCGCCCUUACGAUGCCUCGAAGAAUCCAAUGCCAGCACAAAGCAUUCUGAGACUCCAAGGCGGAAAGCCGCGAAGUCAAAGAACGUAAGGCCGUGCGCUCCUUGUCAACAAAGUCACAAAGCGUGUCGUGGAGGUAUGCCUUGCGAAAGAUGCGUGGCGCGGCAUGAUCCAGAAAACUGUAUUCCGAGAAGGCGAAGGAUGCGUUCCAGUAAUCAGCGUGAGGUAAUACCACUUUCCGAGACCCAGGAAAGUUCUCGGCACAGGACGCGUUCAUCCGAUCAAACUGGAUUGACGUCUAUCUCAAGAGCCUAUAUGUUCCAUACAUCGGUUGGUACAUACCGAGAUGCAUGAGUCUAUGUCUCACAAUCCUGCAGGACGCGGUUUCUCCUACGUCCGUGACAUCGAUAAAGAAACCCGAAAACUUCUCCAUAAGUACGGAGGCUAAAGUACUUGGAAAUGUGUAUGUCUGUUGGAACCCACCUAAGAUGAGUUGCAUUACAGAAUGGACAUGAACCCGAGGACGGACAACUGCGUCUGAUUCCAAUGAACGUAUCGCAGGAUGCUUGCCUGCAGCAGCCCCAUUUCGACGACACAGGCCAAAAUACACGACCGUAUUUUAGGAUAGCCUUAUAAAUGCAUCACAUAUUUUCUAUGCACCGUUAGGUGUCGAGGAAGUGCUUAUUGCGCUGUGGAAGUGUAAACGCGUGUAAUAUAUACCAGUUUGUAGGAUUGGUCGUUUUUCACUGGAUGUAUUUUUUAGUGGCGUGGAACCGUGUACGAAUAGU